This is a messenger RNA of Chenopodium quinoa (quinoa), 1778 nucleotides long. Its product is annotated as phosphoglycerate kinase 3, cytosolic. Bases 171 to 1376 code for a protein of 401 amino acids. Gene Ontology annotation, biological process: gluconeogenesis; glycolytic process. Gene Ontology annotation, cellular component: cytosol. NCBI's taxonomy places the organism in Eukaryota, Viridiplantae, Streptophyta, Magnoliopsida, Caryophyllales, Amaranthaceae. The record is from RefSeq and is a predicted model, not a curated record. Gene Ontology annotation, molecular function: phosphoglycerate kinase activity; ATP binding; ADP binding. The transcript has 7 exons.
AAAACCUUCUUGCGUGACACGAAAGCGGCUCAAUUUAGCACCCACCUGCUUACGCUGCACCGUACCACUGCCAUAUAAACUUUCUCGAACCUUCCGUCUAUCUCUCAUUUCUGACUUCAUCAGUUUUCAUAACUCUCAACACAUCCACACUAUCUCUAUUUUGGAUAAAAAUGGCGACGAAAAGAAGUGUAUCAACCCUUAAAGAGGCAGAUUUGAAGGGAAAGAGAGUAUUUGUUCGUGUUGAUUUAAAUGUUCCAUUAGAUGAUAAUUCUAAGAUCACUGAUGAUACAAGGAUUCGUGCUGCUAUUCCCACCAUUAAAUACUUGUCUGGUUAUGGCGCUAAGGUCAUUCUUUGCAGUCAUCUGGGACGUCCAAAAGGUGUUACACCUAAGUACAGCUUGAAGCCCCUUGUCCCAAGGCUUUCUGAGCUUCUUGGAGCUGAGGUUAAAAUGGCAAAUGAUUCCGUUGGCGAGGAAGUCGAGAAAUUGGUGGCUGAGUUGCCUGAAGGAGGUGUUCUGCUUCUUGAGAAUGUGAGAUUCUAUAAAGAGGAAGAGAAGAAUGAUCCUGAGUUCGCAAAGAAAUUGGCUGCCCUAGCAGAUGUCUAUGUGAAUGAUGCUUUCGGUACCGCCCACAGGGCUCAUGCUUCUACUGAAGGUGUUGCCAAGUAUUUAAAGCCUUCUGUUGCAGGCUUUUUGAUGCAAAAGGAACUUGACUACCUAGUUGGAGCUGUGGCAAACCCCAAGAAACCUUUUGCUGCUAUUGUUGGUGGCUCGAAGGUGUCAACCAAGAUUGGUGUCAUUGAGUCAUUGUUGGCUAAGGUGGACUAUCUUUUACUUGGAGGAGGGAUGAUAUUCACUUUUUACAAAGCCCAAGGACUCCCGGUUGGAUCCUCUUUGGUAGAGGAAGACAAGCUUGAACUUGCAAACCUUCUCAUGGAGAAGGCAAAAGCAAAAGGAGUGUCCCUGAUGCUGCCUACCGAUGUUGUAAUUGCUAACAAGUUUGCUGCUGAUGCUGAUAGCAAGGUUGUACCUGCCUCUGCUAUUCCUGAUGGUUGGAUGGGAUUGGACAUUGGACCAGAUUCUAUCAACACUUUCAGCGAGGCUUUAGAUAAAACCCAAACCAUCAUAUGGAAUGGACCUAUGGGUGUUUUUGAAUUUGAGAAAUUCGCUGCUGGGACUGAGGCCAUAGCAAGGCAGUUGGCCGAGCUUAGUGGAAAGGGCGUAACCACAAUCAUUGGCGGAGGUGACUCUGUUGCUGCUGUGGAGAAGGUUGGUCUUGCAGACAAGAUGAGCCACAUCUCUACAGGAGGCGGUGCCAGCUUGGAGCUUUUGGAAGGCAAACCACUGCCUGGAGUUCUUGCCCUUGAUGAUGCUUAAGUGCCUUUUUUUUGUUUUUGUUUAAAUCUUGCCUUGUGGUCUUUUGCCCAAAGUUUAUGAACAACUGGUUUUGCCAGUGUUGCUACUUUUAGGAGUGUGGACCUGUUGUGGUAUUAGUGCAGGUCUGAAAAUAAAUCAUUUUUGAACUUUUGUAACGGAAGUAUAUGGACUGAUGUGCAUGGUAGUGUCUUGGAUUUGAAACAGUCGUUAAUAAUUUAAGUUGUUCAAGUUCACGCUUGCUGUUCUUGUGGGAAAUACUCCGUAUCAAAUUAUCAUGCAUCACUUGAAUUUUUUUCCUUUUUGGCUCAAGUUGAGGCUCCUUUUUGUAAGGUUAAUCAGACGGUCUGCUUUGGUGUAAUUUGCGUGACAAAAUUUAAUACCAAGUCAGUGUCGUUUGACAAA